CAUUCCUCUCCUAUGUUGUACCAUGAUGUGGAUUAUUCUUGCUUUUGCUCCAGUUUCUCUCCUCUCAUGACCUCCUUACCAGACCCAGAAACUCAUAAAGCACUUUGGAUUUAGACGCGUGCUGAGACCUGACCAUGCCCACCUGUCUGAUCGGAUGCCCCGAUGAGAGAUCCAGUUGACGACCAGCGGCUGUAAUGGCGUACCAUCCUUUCCCAGCUCGUCGACCCGGUGCCUUGCCCCUGUCAGCCUUCCUGACCGCCGCGCAGCCCCCCUCCUUCACCGCGCUGGCUUUCCCAGACGUUUCCUCUCUCACCGAGCCCGUCCCGGAGCAGGCUGCCUCUGAGGCGGGGCUGCGCGCGGCUCUGCGCCGCCAGCAUCCGAGCCUCCACCCGCGGUCCAAGACGAGCCUGCAGCCAGAGGCGGCGGCGCUGGAUGACGACCCGAGCGUCACUCUGGAUUCGAAGUGCCUAUGGAAUGAAUUUCACGAAAUGGGAACUGAGAUGGUCAUUACGAAGUCUGGAAGGAGGAUGUUCCCGCCUUUCAAAGUGAGGGUGCAGGGGCUCGAUGAAGCAGCCAAGUACAUCCUGCUGAUGGACCUCAUCGCUGUCGACGACUGCCGCUAUAAGUUCCACAACUCCCGCUGGACGGUGGCCGGGAAGGCCGACCCGGAGAUGCCAAAGCGCAUGUACAUCCACCCGGACAGCCCGUCCAAAGGGGAGCAGUGGAUGAGCAAGCCCGUCGCUUUCCAUAAACUCAAACUCACCAAUAAUAUUUCGGAUAAGCACGGAUUUACAAUUUUGAACUCGAUGCAUAAAUACCAGCUCAGGUUUCACAUCGUCAGGGCCAACGACAUAAUGAAGCUUCCCUACAGCACCUUCCGGACUUAUGCAUUCCCUGAGACAGAGUUCAUCGCUGUCACUGCCUAUCAGAAUGAAAAGAUUACGCAGCUGAAAAUCGACCAUAACCCCUUUGCCAAAGGGUUCCGGGCCACUGGGAAUGGGAAGCGAGAAAAGAGGAAUAAUCAGCUGAACGUGUCCUUGCUGCACGAGAGCCGAAGCAAAGUGGACCGGGACAGUGCGGAGUCCGAGGACUCGUGUGAGCCGCCCUGUACCAGUGACCCCUUCUGUUCCCCUCUGGAGCUGGUGAGCAGCCCCCUGAUGUCCACCCCAACCUGCUUUGACGAGAACAACACUGGAGGUGAUUCAGAUAUUGAGCUCCAGCAAGAGGACACAGCAGAAGCCAGCUGCUCCCGGGAUGAGCGCACUCCUACUCUGAGUCGGAGAGGCGAGGAGCUACUGCGGAACAGGUCGGCCCUCAGCAAGGGUAACGGCAAUCGGGACGCAACAAAAGAAAGAGCAGCGUUUACAACCUCCGAUGAGAUGUACUGCGUGGAGAUGGACUCUUCAAAAAAGCACCUGAGUGAUUCCUAAGACGGGGUCGUGCCUGUGAGUCCGUCAUCAUCUCUCAGCGACGGUCACCUUCAGGCUUUCGAUUUUGCAGGUGCACACGGCCAACAGUUUCUAAAGCUUGGGGCACCCUUGCUGUUUCAUCCGGGGCAGUUGUCAGGGAAACCGGAGAGUUUCCCCACUGCGGGUGUGGGACAUCUAUUUUCCUCUUUGUCUGGACUGAAUGAACUAGACAACGGAGGCCUGCCUCCUCAGAGCAUCACCUCUCCAUCUCCCUUCAUGUACCACCUGUCGCAGCACAUGCUGGCAUCUCAGGGACUCUCACUGUCACCGUUUGGAGGAUUGCUGUCGUACCCGUACCACUACAUGGCAGCCCCGGCAGGGAUCAACCCGGCUCUGCCCACUUCUACCAGAAACCACUGUUACCGCAGCUCCCGGUCGCCUUGGUUGCGUUUCAGCCCCUAUCACAUCCCGACCUCUGCCACUUCAAGCCAAAGCCUGUUUACAGACAGAUCAUCUGGGGCCUCGAACUCAUUAUCGGAGCUGUCCAAGUCCAACAGCAGACAGUCAGGUCAACUGGGCAACAAUCACACCUACAAACCCACGGCUAAGCAGAGGACUCCUGCACAUAAAACCACUGUUAAUGGUUCAAUGGAUGAACUGCAGAACGUAUAUAAUCUGGUUAUUGAUAAACUACAUACUCCUUAAAAAAGUAUUUUAUCACUUGUUUUUCAUUUUACACGUGAUGGACUUAAAUAAGGAUGUCACUGACAAAAACACAGAGAAUAGUUUAUGAAGUUGCACAUAAUAAUGACCUGUAUGUGUUGCCGCUUUAUAACAUCUUAUUAUAUAAUAGACAAAACUUACUUGAGGUUCAGUGAACGCUAGAAUGAAAACCACGAUUUUUACCUUGUCAACACAUCCCAAGUUUUUUUUUUGUAUAGAAUAUAUAACACAUUUUAUGAGCAUAUUGAGCAUUCAACACCAUACAUGAGUAUUUCAUGCGUAUUCUUGAUCUUCGGAGUUGGUUUCCAGUUUCAACCUGUACAAUAUACAUGAAUUACUCUUAUAGCUGUAGCAAUCAUAUCGCGUACAGUAUGCCAAUGGCGGAAGGGUGGAUGGAUAUUGAGGUGGGUCAGUUUCCAUGAUAAUACACAUGUGAAAGAGAGGACAUAGUUUCCCUUGCUUUUGAACAAUGCUUAUUUUUAACCUAGAUGUCACUUGUUCAAGUAAAUAUCAGACACAGCCCCGCCCCUCUGCAAGAUAACCCCUUGCUGGAAAUUCCGCCCCUGCACACACCUGUUCCCAUCCACCUAGCCACCUAUACAGACUGCAUCUCCGUGUUUCCACUCACCAGUUGUCCGAUUGUCUUCGUGCUCAUUGCCAAGCUCCCAAGUGUUCCUGCUUCUGACUGUUUGCCGCCCUCUUGGGACUGUUGCCUGCUUUGUAUGCCUUAUUUGAACAGUAAAGACUUUGUCUGCCAUCAUUGACUCUGUUGUGCUUUAGGGUCUUGAAUUUUUGGAGUAACGUGAUAAAU
Messenger RNA from Platichthys flesus (European flounder), 2943 nucleotides. Its product is annotated as T-box transcription factor TBX2b-like. Gene Ontology annotation, cellular component: nucleus. The record is from RefSeq and is a predicted model, not a curated record. Gene Ontology annotation, biological process: heart looping; cardiac chamber development; positive regulation of cell population proliferation. Lineage: Eukaryota; Metazoa; Chordata; Actinopteri; Pleuronectiformes; Pleuronectidae. Gene Ontology annotation, molecular function: RNA polymerase II cis-regulatory region sequence-specific DNA binding; DNA-binding transcription factor activity, RNA polymerase II-specific. The transcript has 7 exons.